Capsicum annuum is the source of this 3214-nucleotide messenger RNA. RefSeq names its product cytochrome P450 CYP82D47-like. Bases 1447 to 3093 code for a protein of 548 amino acids. The record is from RefSeq and is a predicted model, not a curated record. The transcript has 4 exons. Gene Ontology annotation, molecular function: monooxygenase activity; iron ion binding; heme binding. Gene Ontology annotation, biological process: defense response to other organism. NCBI's taxonomy places the organism in Eukaryota, Viridiplantae, Streptophyta, Magnoliopsida, Solanales, Solanaceae.
CACCUUCCUCGAGGCGCAUUGUAAUUUUGAACAAGACAGAUUUAGCAAAUAACAUUCAAUUAAAGGAAUGGCUGAAUACUUUUGAGCAAAAAAAUUGUCUUGUUUUUGGAGUCAAUUCCCAUAAUAAGGAUAACAUCAAAGAGAUUUGCCGUUACUGAACUUUCUGCAAGCCCGAGUUCGAGAAUUACCAAAGAAUUACAUUAAUGCUUUUCGGCAUUCCUAAUGUUGGCAAGUCUGCCCUUGCCAACUCACUGCAUCAAAUUGGAAGGAUUAGUGCAGCAGGUAGUCAUUUUUAAGUACAAACUGUUAGUUGUUAAGUUCUUGUAGCUGUUUUCUCGUGUUUCCAGAAGACUCUCUCUCGAGUAUAGAACUUAUCCAAUCCAAACAUCCUGAACCAUUCUUUGAUUUGCAGAGAAAGGAAGAUUAAAGCAUGCCAUAUUAAUCACUUCUUAAUUGUUAUUGUCCUCGUCUAAUUAAAGUAUGAUUAUGAUGCCUUUGUCUCCAUCUUGUUAAAGUCAAUUAAAUUGACAUGUUAUUUAUAGUAGUGACAAGACUACUCAUUAGUACAAGUGUCAAAAGUGUGACCAUUAAAUUGACAUGUUAUUUAUAGUAGUGACAAGACUACUCAUUAGUACAAGUGUCAAAAGUGUGACCAGAUAUCUUGUGUCCUUAACUAUUUUCAUCCGUCCAUUUUUCAAUUAUUGCGGUAUUGAAUAACCAAAAAUAGACUAAGAAAAUUUCAUCCUUAUCACUUUAUUUUUUUUUAUUUUCCAUCCGGUAUUCAAUACCGUAUUGAAACUCGACUAAUUCGGAUUCGCAUCAGAUAGAGUCCAUUUGGAAAUAGUGCUCCCUAUCAAGAAUUUUUCCAUACUCAGGGCUCGAACUCGAGACCGCUAGACUUUAUUUUUUGAUAUUGUUCAUAAAGGGAUUCAAACCAUAGGAAUAUGAUUUUCAAUAAAGUGUGCUAAAACCUUGCAAUAAGUUUCCUAUGAUGUUCAAAAAAUGAAAAAAGAACUUAUAUUAUGUGAAAUAAUAUUAUUUCAUAUUCUACUUGUGAAAAAGUUAACUAUAAAAUUAUGAUAUAAAAUAGAGUCUUUUUUUCUCUAUCUCACCAAAAUAAAUUAAUAAAUAAAUAAAUAAAAGUCGAAUCUAGAUAAAAAAUUACACUGUAUAUAUAAGGUAAUUUUUAUGUAUGUGUAUAGAUUUUGAAUCGCCUAAAUACGAGAUUGGUUUCAGCUGUAUAUGAGUUCAAAAUUUACCUUGAGGUUUCGAGUUUAAAUCCUCAAUAAAAUAAUUAAGGUACGAAUUCAAACAUCACCAUCAUCAUUUAAGAAAAUUGAAAUAAAGAACCUUAAAAAUGAAAAUGAAAUAUGCUAAAACUAAUAAAAUCCUUGUCUAGCACUAUAUAAACACAUCAAAAAACUUAGAUUUUUCUUUAUAACAAAAAUGGAAGAUCAUAUUUUUUCUCAUUUUAAUGCAAUUUUACUACUCAUAACCAUUACCCUUUCCUCCAUUUUCAUAUAUAAAAUCACACAAAAAUCACAUAAACUUUCAAAUUUCCCACCAGAAAUCUCCGGUGGCUUACCGGUGAUCGGUCAUCUUCUCCAAUUCUCCGUCACCGACAACAUUCCAUUGCAUCGAAAACUAUCCUCUUUGGCAGAUAAAUAUGGCCCCAUUUUCACUUUCCGGCUAGGAAUACCGCGUGUAUUAGUGGUAAGCAGCUAUGAUGCUGUGAAGGAUUGUUUGAAUAUCAAUGAUAAAGUGUUUGCUGCCCGGCCGGGGAGCUUGGUCGGAGAGUAUAUCGGGUACAGUAAUGCAAUGCUUUUUUUUGCUAGUUAUGGUGAUUAUUGGAGAAAGAUUAGGAAAAUUGUUAUUAAGGGAGUUUUGUCUAGUAGUAGGUUGGAGAAAUUGAGAGAUGUGAGGGUUUCUGAAGUGAAAACUAGUAUUACAGAGCUUUAUAUUUUGUUUCCGAUCACCGGAGAUCGAUUAACGUUCUCCGGAGAAAAUCUUGAUUUUCCGAUGACCGGAGGUGAUUUUCAGGUGAAAGUGAAUAUUACUAAUUGGAUAGAAAAGUUAACAUUGAGCUUGAUAGUGAAAAUGAUAGCUGGAAAAAGCUAUGGAAGGGUAGAAAAAGGGGGAAAUGAAGAAGAAGAAGUUGAGAGAUUUAAGAAAGCUUUAAAGGAUUUUGUGUAUACCACAAUGGAAUUUGUGUUAUGGGAUGCAUUUCCUAUACCAUUGUUUAAGUGGAUUGAUUUUCAAGGGCAUGUUAAGUUUAUGAAAAGGACAUUUAAAGAUAUUGAUUGUGUUUUACAAAAUUGGUUAGAUGAACAUGUGAAGAAGAGAGAAAGUGUUGAUUUUGUUGAUGGAAAUGAAGAGGAUUUUAUUGAUGUUAUGCUCUCUAUGAUCAGUAAUGAAGAUUUUGUUGAUGGUUAUAGUAGAGAAACCACCAUUAAAGCUACUGCUCUGAGUAUGGUGGUGGAUGCUUCGGACACGACUGCUAUUCACUUAAAUUGGGUAAUGGCUACAUUGUUAAACCACAGAGAUGCCAUGAAGAAAGUCCAAGAAGAGCUAGACACAAAUGUUGGCAGAAACAGAUGGGUAGAAGAGAGUGAUAUCAGGGAUUUGGUAUACUUCCAAGCUGUCGUUAAAGAAACACUGCGAUUAUAUCCACCAGCACCUUUGUUAGGGGCCCAUGAAUCGGUAGAGGACUGCAUCGUGCAAGGAUACCACAUUCCUAAAGGUACAAGAUUGUGGGUCAAUACUAUGAAACUACAUCGAGAUCCUAAGAUUUGGUCGAAUCCAGAUACAUUUGAUCCAGAGAGAUUCUUGACUAGUCAAGCAGGGGUUGAUGUUCGCGGUCAACAAUAUGAGUUCAUCCCGUUUGGCUCUGGAAGACGAUCUUGUCCAGGGAUCACCUAUGCAACUCAAGUGACACACCUUGCAAUAGCUCAUUUACUCCAAGGUUUUGAUUUUAGUACACCAUCGGAUGAUCCUUUGGAUAUGAAAGAAGGGGUAGGCAUUACCAUGCGCAAAGUAGAUCCUAUAGAAGUGUUUAUUACACCUCGCUUGCCUUCUGUACUCUAUAAGUUCUAAGUUAAUGUCUUCUUUUUUCUUUUUCUUUUGGUUAUGUAUGUACUUUGUGGAUUUUCUUUGUAAGUCGGCUAUUUAAAGCUCUCUUAUGCUUGAGAAAAGUUAUUGAAAGCAUUUUAAUCCA